This is a messenger RNA of Effrenium voratum, 1236 nucleotides long. NCBI's taxonomy places the organism in Eukaryota, Dinophyceae, Suessiales, Symbiodiniaceae. The record is from the annotation of a GenBank genome assembly.
AUGGCGCGUUUUGCCGACUGGUCUGCGGCGCCCCAUUUUGGCCUUCCCGCCAAUCCGCCGCUCCGGGCCCACACGGCGUGGGCGCGAUGCCCCACCAGCUACGAUGACAUGGAUGCCACCGACAAGAUGCUGGGUGGACGGCCAGCGGGGAGAGACCCCAAGGACGAGAAGAUCUUCGGCGACGAGGCGCCAGAGGGCAUGGAAAAGAUGCAGCAGAUGGACACCUCCAAGGCCAAGCGCAUGGAGAAGAGGGAGGAGGAGCUGAAGGCAGACCUGAAGAAGGAGAAGAGGAGGGUGAACCAGUACGCCAAGGAGGAGGAGAGUUUGCAAGAGGAUGUCAAAGAGCUGCGCCAGGAUGCCAAGCAGAUGAAGUCCCGGGGCAGUGAUGAGAUAGAGGAGGAGGGGAAGGACACGGAAGCGGACGAGGAGGAGCCCAAGGGGACGCAUGAGGAGGAGCCCGAGAAGGAGGAAGGCGAGGAAGACCACGGGCAUCACGAGUAUUUCGCUCAAAGCCGCAUCGUGGCUCCGGACUACUUCGAGCCCACCACACCCGAAGAUGAGAUCCCGGUGGCGGUGGCCACUACGCAGGACCAGUGGCGGCGGCAGAAGAUUGCCAAGGAUCAGAUCCAAGUGGCACAGGACCAGAUGCAGCUGGCCAAGGACAGCCAGAUCCUGGCAGAGGGCCAGGACAAGUUGACGAAUCUCCGCACCCCUGGGAUGAUGAAGGAGGAGCUGCUGGCGCAGCAGGUGCGGGACCAGAAGCGGAUCGCCCUGGACCAGGAGCUGCUGCUCCAAAGUCAGAAGCGCCUCGCCGAGGACAUGGACCAGGCCGUGGACGGCAAGCUGCGAUGGGAGCGUCUGGAGAAUUACCGGAAGAAGCGGAUCGAGCAGUUCCAGGACAUGGUGAAUGACAAGCUGGACCGGCUCUACAAGGCGGAGAUCGACUUCGUCAAGCGCAAUGGCAAGGGCAAGCUGCGGGGAUCGCCCAUCAACAUCCCACAGGUGGGCCCCGUGGGUGUGCGCGUGGUGCAGGGCAAGGAGGCGAAAAUGGCCACCGGCGGCAACGACGGGGGGGAGGUGCUGUCGGAGGUUGGCUCCCCGGAGGAGGCGGCGGAGAAAGAGGCCGAGGCGAGCCGAAGGAAUAUUAGAGCGCGCCAAAAGGCCAACUGGCGGUGCUCGCUUGGCCAACGCGUGGAGCCCAACCGGCGACUGUUCCAAGUUCUGGUUGCAGAUUGA